AUGAUCAGGAGCUCACUGGGUUCUUUCAAGAGGUUUUAUUCAGCCAGUCCCAGUGCAAUUGCAUCCCAAAAAUUGGCACAAGGUCGUUUACCAUCUAUUCCAACACCUAGAAAUAUCAAGGCCCAUUUAGAUGAUUAUAUCGUUGGUCAAGAUAAGAGUAAGAAAGUGUUGAGUGUUGCUGUCUAUAACCAUUAUUUGAGGAAUCAUGAUAAGAGCAGGAAGAGUGAGCUGCAAAAGGCUCGUACUUUGAUUUGGGAAGAGACCCAAAGACGUGAGAAAGAAAGGCAAGAUAAAUUAGGAUAUGAGAGUAGUGAAUCUAAAGCGGGUCUUAAAAAUUUACAACAGCAACUGUUGGCCCACCCUGAUGAUGAUCUAGUGCUUAGCAAGAGUAAUCUUAUGAUGAUUGGUCCAUCUGGCUCUGGUAAAACUUUAAUGGCAACUACUUUGGCAAAAAUGUUAGAUGUACCUAUCGCCAUCACGGAUUGCACCCAGUUGACCCAGGCAGGCUAUAUUGGUGAUAGUGUUGAAGUAUGUAUAGAGAGGCUUUUGGUUAAUGCUGAUUUUGAUGUUUCCAAAGCAGAACGUGGUAUAAUCGUAUUAGAUGAAGUUGAUAAGUUAGCUAAACCAGCGGCAAAUAUUGGUACCAAGGAUGUAUCUGGGGAAGGUGUACAACAAGCACUUCUAAAAAUCAUCGAAGGUCAUAAUGUAGAGGUAACCGUUAAACGUCCAGUUAAACAAGGAACCGAUAAUAAAAACAAUCAGACUGCCGCCAAAAAGGACGAAACCUUUGUGAUAGAUACGUCGAACAUUUUGUUCAUGAUUAUGGGGGCAUUUGUUGGAUUAGAUAAACGUAUUGUAAAGAGAGUCAAAGGAGAUAGAGGCCUUGACGAAUCAAAAGAGGAAAAGGAUUCGAAGGAAGAAAUUGAAAAACUAAGAUUUAGCAAUACCAUCGAACAGAUAGAUUUAGGUAAUGGUAAAAAGGAAACGGCAUUAAAUUUAGUUACACCGACUGACCUUAUAAGCUUUGGAUUAAUUCCUGAAUUAAUUGGCAGAGUUCCCAUAAUAACUGCAUUACAACCUUUAGAAAGAGAUGACUUAUACCAUAUUUUGAAAGAGCCUAAAAAUGCUUUAUUGGAACAGUACAGGUACAUCUUUAAACAGUUUGGUGUUCAAUUAUGCAUUACUGAAAAGGCACUUCAAAGAGUAGCUCAAUUUGCCCUAAGAGAAGGCACGGGUGCAAGAGGUCUAAGAGGUAUUAUGGAAAGAUUGUUAUUAAAUGUGAAUUACGAAUGCCCAGAUUCUGGUAUUUCAUACGCAUUAGUGACAGAGGAAACUGUGAACUCUUUACAAGAAAAAGACUAUUCAUUAAGCACAAACGUUGAUGUGAAAUAUUACUCUAGAGGUGAGCGAGACCAAUUUAUCGAGGACACAUAUAAAGAGGAUCCAAAAUUGGGCAAAGAAUUAGAUAGCCAAUUCGGUAGAAUUUCCACCAGGGAAAAAGAAGGCAAGCUAUAA
Zygosaccharomyces rouxii is the source of this 1515-nucleotide messenger RNA. RefSeq names its product Mcx1p (gene MCX1). Bases 1 to 1515 code for a protein of 504 amino acids. Gene Ontology annotation, molecular function: ATP binding; ATP hydrolysis activity. The record is from RefSeq and is a predicted model, not a curated record. Gene Ontology annotation, biological process: protein catabolic process; proteolysis. NCBI's taxonomy places the organism in Eukaryota, Fungi, Ascomycota, Saccharomycetes, Saccharomycetales, Saccharomycetaceae. The transcript has a single exon. Gene Ontology annotation, cellular component: mitochondrial matrix.